This is a messenger RNA of Mytilus californianus (California mussel), 1270 nucleotides long. RefSeq lists its product as uncharacterized. Lineage: Eukaryota; Metazoa; Mollusca; Bivalvia; Mytilida; Mytilidae. Gene Ontology annotation, biological process: immune response. The coding region runs from base 79 to 936 and encodes 285 amino acids. Gene Ontology annotation, cellular component: membrane. The transcript is spliced from 4 exons. The record is from RefSeq and is a predicted model, not a curated record. Gene Ontology annotation, molecular function: tumor necrosis factor receptor binding.
AACUUAGUUUAUAACUAUACACGAAUUAAACAAAAGCCAGCAGUUAGACCAUUUGAAUUUGUUCAGAGUUUUUGCAACAUGACUGUAAAUAAGAAAUCUUGUCUUGAAAACAGACUUCGGUGUAUUUUGACUUCAUCAAUAUUUGCAAAUGUUGUCAUGGGGUUAUUUUUAGUGGCACUACUUAUUUAUAAAGACAAAAAUAAUAAAACAGAAAUUGACCACUCUGGAAAGUUAGACUCAUUUAACUUGCCGGCUGAUUCUGGUGUGUGUAUUCCGUGUGAUUAUCUUGGAAAGAACAUCACAGCAAAAGACACACUUUUUGACAGCAUAACGACAUUAAAGGAUGGAAAACAGAAACUUUGCUGCACCAACAAACCUUCAUUUUUACCGAAACUUAUUGGAAAGAUGAUAAUGACAGAACAAGAAAGAAUUUCAGAUACUGGAAACAUUGAUGUUGAUGACAUUUAUAACCAGCUUAAAUGGUGGAGAAAUCGACCAAACUCAAUUCACAUGAAUCUAGACUUGGACAAAUUGAAAGAAAAGAAAUUUGUAUGGAGAACAGACAAAGAUCCUCUUGGGAUUUCAUUCAAACAUGGAAUAGAAAUAAACUCUGCGACCAACAGUAUUGUAGUACCAGGUCCACAUCGAGCUUUAUAUUUUGUCUAUGUGGCAAUAACCUUUGACUUUGGUGACAUUGAAUCCGUCCCAAUAUUCUACCAUAAUGUCACUAAAAGUCAUCCACUAUUACCUAAUACCAUAGAUACUCUGCUGAUGACUAAAUAUGGAGGUUCAUCGGAAUCCAAACGGGUAUACACCAGCUUCCUAUGUGGAACUUUCCAGAUGCAAGAGAAUUUCAACCUGAAAACAGAAGUGUCGUCGUAUGAUUACGUGUCGACUUCAAAGUACGGAAGCUAUUUUGGAAUGUUCAAACUGUGAAGAAUGUUAGUUAUGAAAGUGAAGAAAGGUAUUUUGAGAAAGAGUAAUCGUCAUGAGAAGUUGAUAUGAUAAAAUGCGCUUUAUUAGUUUGAAUGCUGAGAAAUGAAGCAGACAAUUAGAUUUAACAGCCAACUUUUUUGACAUAAGACACGUAGCUAUUGAAACUGAAGAAUAUUCACCAUCUGUUUUGAUGAUCUCAAAAAUAUUGUUCAUAUACUUAUGUAUUACAGCAACAGUCAUGUAUACAUGUACUUAUCUAGUCAACUUGACUUUUAUAAUGUAAAUAAAUAAGAUUUACCAGUCUUUACUGAAUUGAUAGAAGUAUUUUUGUUUA